AUGAGUAAAAUUUCUGAUUUAGACAGCUUCAAUCUCGGACAGAUAGUAGGCACUCGACGCAUGGGCCAUUCAAUUUCCAAAAUCUUCAGCAGGCUAGGAUUUUCAAGGUCGACAGUGGCAAGAGUAUACCGAGAAUACCUGGAUGGUGGGAAAAGAACUAGCGAUCGGGCACAAUUAACGAGGAACAAGCGUGGUGUGAGACAACUCAGCCGUAUUGUACAUAGUCAACGAAGCCAAACAUUAGCUCAAAUUACCACCCAGCUGAAUCAGAGCGACAGUCGUACAGUCAGUAAAAGGAUCGUGCAACGCUCCCUUCACCAUAUUGGCUACGGAAGCCGUAGACCCACGAGAAUACCUUUGCUGAAUGCAUGCCAUCGAGCUGCCCUUCUUGCCUGGGCAAGAGAAUACAGACUCUAG
This is a messenger RNA of Stegodyphus dumicola, 417 nucleotides long. RefSeq lists its product as uncharacterized. NCBI's taxonomy places the organism in Eukaryota, Metazoa, Arthropoda, Arachnida, Araneae, Eresidae. The record is from RefSeq and is a predicted model, not a curated record.